GCCGCAGGCCGGGUAGUGCUCCGACCUAGGACUCUGCCCAAUUGAUGCUGACUGAGUGGUUGCCUCCGACCUCUGGGAAGCUGCAGUCUGGGCUGCGCCUCGCAGAACCCUUCCUGGCCACUUCUUCCUGACUUGUGUCCGCCCGGCAGCGGGAGAGUGCGACCACUCUGGACUCCGCCAGCCUGCGUGACCUGAAAAAAUGUCUGGAUUUCUAGAAGGCUUAAGAUGCUCAGAAUGCAUUGAUUGGGGGGAAAAACGCAAUACUAUUGCUUCCAUUGCUGCUGGUGUUCUGUUUUUUACAGGCUGGUGGAUUAUCAUAGAUGCAGCUGUCAUUUACCCCUCUAUGGACGAGUUCAACCAUUCAUACCAUGCCUGUGGUGUUAUAGCAACCAUAGCCUUCCUAAUGAUCAAUGCAGUAUCGAACGGACAAGUCCGGGGUGAUAGUUACAGUGAAGGUUGCAUGGGGCAAACAGGUGCUCGCAUUUGGCUGUUCAUUGGUUUCAUGUUGGCCUUUGGCUCUCUGAUAGCAUCUAUGUGGAUUCUCUUUGGAGGUUAUGUUGCUAAAGAAAAAUCCGUAGUAUACCCUGGAAUUGCCGUAUUUUUCCAAAAUGCCUUCAUCUUUUUUGGAGGACUGGUUUUUAAAUUUGGCCGCACUGAAGACCUAUGGCAGUGAAAGCAUCUGAUUUACUACUACUGUACAGCAGCCCCGCAUGGGUUUGUUUUCAUUUUUGCUACUCACUCCAAUCUUUUGUAAUGCCAUUUCUAAACUUAUUUCUGAGUGUAGUCUCAGCUUAAAUUUAUGUAAAACUGAAAUCAUGUGAACUCCCUAUGUAAACAACAACAAGAUCUAUUGUGGUAUACAUUUGAUUAACUUAUAAAAUGUUAAAGAGAAAUAUUUCACAUGAGUAAUUUUUAUUAGUUUUAUCAUGAUGUAAUUUGUAAAAAUAAAUCACAAAAGAAAUUAUGAAUACAUCUUAUAUUUGUCAUAUCCAAGGUCCAAAACUGCAAUUAAAGUGCUCUGCAAAUAUAAUGUGUUUAUGUAAAUGUGGCCUCUUCUGUGUCAAAUGUUAAGUGAAAUAUAAACAUUUUCGUGGUUUUAAAAACUA
Rhinolophus ferrumequinum (greater horseshoe bat) is the source of this 1106-nucleotide messenger RNA. RefSeq names its product transmembrane protein 50A (gene TMEM50A). NCBI's taxonomy places the organism in Eukaryota, Metazoa, Chordata, Mammalia, Chiroptera, Rhinolophidae. The transcript has 7 exons. Gene Ontology annotation, biological process: late endosome to vacuole transport via multivesicular body sorting pathway; protein targeting to vacuole. Bases 200 to 673 code for a protein of 157 amino acids. The record is from RefSeq and is a predicted model, not a curated record.